CGAAACACUAACUAAAGUUUAUAUGUGCUUCCAUUUAUUGUAAAUGUAUUUAUUGUGUCGUCAAAUAAAAUUUAGAGAAAAUGACAAAAGGCGAGAUUGCGUCUGACAGGCAAUAUGACUUCAUCAUCUGACUUGAGAAAUGAAACUGAAGUUACGAGAGAGCGACACUACGGAAGUUACAUAAUCACGUGAUUAUAAUCUCUCAUAGGAAAUCUGUUGGUUCCCUGUGAAUUACUAUUUAAAGAGAAACUGAUUCUGUCACCUCAUCCUUCUCAGAAACUUCAUUUAUUCUUCUUUGAAUACUGUGUCUGACAUUAAUCUACUACAGUUCUUUCUUCUUCAACUGCAAAACUUACAUAACUUUAAAUGGCAUGCAAGCAUUUAUAUUUCGAGUGGACUAUUAACCCUCGUGAAAUGGCUGAUUCUAAUCCAUCAGGCUGUAGGGGCGAAUUUCGAAGUCCAAAUUACAAAGCUCAUCAUCACUCUACAGAAUGGUACUUGCAUUUCUCCAUCUACAAGGAUGAUAACAUUUUGCAACUUCGUAGAGAAACAUUAGAUAAAAUUCUUCACAUAAAGGGAGCAGUAAGCCAUUAUGCGAAUUUUAAUUUUAGACGGUACAAUUUUGAUAGUAUUAUGCAUAAUAAUAUUAAACAUAUAAAUAUAUUUAAUGUACUCAAAGUGCAAUUACUUCAACGUGAAGUGACACUAAUGUGUGAUAUAUGUAUUACAGAACUAACAAAAACAGAAGAAAUGUCAGUACAGACCCAUACGACUUAUCCUAAAGUACUGCACGAUUUGCAGAAUAUGUACGAAAUGUCUGAUCAAUCCGAUUUCGUUUUAAUCUGCGAAGACUUGGAAAUCCGUGCUCACAAGUGUGUGCUUUCUUCUAGAUCUCCAGUGCUUGCUAAAAUGUUCCAGCAUGUGUUGACAGAAAGCACAGAGAAUAGAAUGGUAAUCACGGAUAUCAAUCCUGAUGUUCUGAAGGAACUGUUGCAAUUUAUAUACUGUGGUGGAAUAAACCAAACCUCUUACUCUAUGAUCCAUGAUUUGUAUUAUGCGGCUGAUAAAUACUGUCUACCGGAUCUUAAGGAUAUAUGCCGUGAAUGUAUUGUUUCCUCACUAUCUGCUUCCACAAUUUUUAAGACAAUAACUUUAGCUAGUAGGCAUCAAGAUGAAGAAUUGAUGCAAAAAUCUCUGUCUUUCCUUGCCUCUGUAUUUGAAAACAUCAAAUGUACUGAAGCGUGGACUAUUUUUCUGAAUGAAGAUCCGCCUCUGGGAGUACAAGUCUUGUCUUUUAUCAAUGAAAUGUAUUCUAAGAAACUGUUUGGUGCAUAAAGUGUUAAUCAUUGCUGUUUUAAAAGAUGAUUAGAAAAUUGGAAUGGCUUUACAAAUUCGGUUCAUUCAUACAGCUUUCUUAACGAAAUGGAAAUUAGAUAAUAAUAUCGCACAGAUUCUUGACCAGUUAUUACAUUUUUUUUAAACUGCUUGUAUGUUUCAUUUAUAGUAAAUUAAUAUUUUGACACAGUAUUUAAUGAGUUGAAAACUUGAAGCUUAACUUAAAAUUUGUUAUUAGAUAGUGACUAACAUGCAUUUCGAAAAUGUUUCUCUAUACUUGUUUGCCUUUUACG
Stegodyphus dumicola is the source of this 1628-nucleotide messenger RNA. Its product is annotated as speckle-type POZ protein-like. Gene Ontology annotation, molecular function: protein binding. The record is from RefSeq and is a predicted model, not a curated record. Lineage: Eukaryota; Metazoa; Arthropoda; Arachnida; Araneae; Eresidae.